GGAGCAUUAUUUAGAUAUGAUUCAGACGAAGGAAAACAAGAGAGAGCAACUCAGGGAAGGUGACAGGAAGACAAAGAGAGAGGAGGUGAGGCAGUGAUGCAUGGAGCGCCUGGCAUUCUCGGCACCGCUGCACCUGGAGCGAAGAGACAGGAGGGCCAAGACAGAAAAAAGCUGCUCGCCAUUGAAGCAGAACGCUGGUGAACCCGGGCACCAUGGACAAGAAGGUGGUGCUGAUCACAGGCUGCUCCUCGGGGAUCGGUCUCAGCCUGGCUGUUCGGCUGGCCUCUGACCCCAACAAAACAUUCAAAGUCUACGCCACAAUGAGGAACCUGGCCAAGAAGGAGCGUCUCUUAGAGAGUGUGAAAGGCCUGCACAAGGACACCUUGGACAUUCUCCAGAUGGACGUCACGGACCGACAGUCCAUCCUGGACGCGAGGGACAGGGUUGUGGAGAAACGGGUGGACAUUCUGGUGUGCAAUGCUGGUGUGGGUUUGAUGGGCCCACUGGAGCUGCAGUCCCUGGACACGAUGAGGCAGAUUCUGGAGGUCAACCUCUUCGGCACCAUCCAGACCAUCCAGGCCUUCCUUCCGGAAAUGAAGGCUCAAGGUCAGGGCCGGAUCCUGGUCACCGGCAGCACCGGAGGGCUUCACGGUCUCCCUUUUAAUGAGGUGUACUGUGCCAGUAAAUUCGCAAUAGAGGGAGCAUGUGAGAGUUUGGCCGUCCUCCUGCAACACUUCAAUAUCCAUGUGAGUCUCAUCGAGUGUGGUCCAGUCAACACUGACUUCCUGGUCAACCUGCAGAAGGUGGAGCUUGGGGAUACGUCUCUCGAGCAGCUCGAUACCCACACACUUGGCCUGUAUGAAAAAUACCUGCAGCACUGUGACUCCGUCUUCCAAAAUGCAGCGCAGGACACUGAGGACAUCGUAAAGGUGUUUCUAGAUGCCAUCCAGUCACCCAGCCCCCUGUUCAGAUACUUCACCAGCGGCGUCGUUCCGCCGCUCACCCAGCUGAAGAUCACCCAACCGGAUGGCUCGCAGUGCAUCCGUUCUAUGAGCAAAAUCAUUUUCUCAUCUGAGGAAAAGUAACUUCCACUCUUGCACACGCAUGGCCUCUGCUUCAUGUUCCUUUACUUUAUACAGUGGUAAAUAUUUGGGCUGUUUUAAUUUUGGUUUCCUGGAAUAAAGUUGAUGCCCUGUGACUCACUGUUGUUGCUCAACUGGAAAGGGCAGUAAGUUCAGAGUUAUAGAACAGUUCACACACCAGGUUUCUAUUUUUGUAUGCCACUUAUCAGAAUUCACAUUUCUUAUCGUUAAAAUUACAAAAAUAGACCAUUUCUGGUUGGUGAAGAAACACUUGAUAAGGAUUGUCUUAUAUUUUGAAUGACACAAAAGCUUCUGCAUUUCAGACUUUUGAUAAGUGUUCUUACACACACACACACACGCACACACACACACACACUGGAAGGCAUGUUUUCACGGGGGUGUUUCCGGACACAUUGUUAAAGUGAAAUGGUAAGAAUGUACUUAUGUAACUCGUGGUUGGCUAUUUUAAGCAAACAGGGACAACAUCGAUACUCCAAAGCAUGAAAUAAUUAAAAAAGCACAAUUUCUCCACACUCA
Molecule: messenger RNA, 1619 nt
Organism: Scophthalmus maximus (turbot)
Lineage: Eukaryota; Metazoa; Chordata; Actinopteri; Pleuronectiformes; Scophthalmidae
Gene: hsd17b1
Product: hydroxysteroid (17-beta) dehydrogenase 1
Exons: 8
Coding region: 213-1085 (290 amino acids)
Biological process (GO): estrogen biosynthetic process
Cellular component (GO): cytoplasm
Molecular function (GO): estradiol 17-beta-dehydrogenase [NAD(P)+] activity
Source: RefSeq, a predicted model, not a curated record